Messenger RNA from Nerophis lumbriciformis (worm pipefish), 731 nucleotides. Its product is annotated as protein PERCC1. NCBI's taxonomy places the organism in Eukaryota, Metazoa, Chordata, Actinopteri, Syngnathiformes, Syngnathidae. The record is from RefSeq and is a predicted model, not a curated record.
AUGGCGGCAGGUGUCAUGAGGAGCUUCCUGGUCCAGACUCCAUCUUGCGACUACUUCCCCAUUCUCUUCCAGCAGUCCUCAUGCAAGGAAGACAAGAAGGAGGGCGAAAAGGAGGACGAGAGGACUGAGGAGCUGGAAGACGAAGAGGAUGAAGACAUGGAGGAAGAAGAGGAGGAAUGUUUUGAAGAAGUUUCCCAUCAUGCUUUGGACGUCACCAAGCAGCUGCUGAAAUUUGCCGACCUCAUCAGUCGAGACGUCCAGAGAUACUUUGGCCGUCGUCACGGCGACCAGGAGACACGGGACAUCUACGACGACAGCGUCUCUGUCACCACCAGCGGGCGCCUGCGUUACUACGACGACCUGCUCAGACUCGCCAGGUCUGGAGGUCCGGAAGAGCGAGAAGACGCUUCUUCGAGGACUCACCAAGACCAGCAGGGGUCUGGUUUGGGCCCCCUGGCGGACCUCUUUGACCACAAAUGUCCUCGUCAGGUCCGUCCCAUGAACACGAGACAGCUGCCGCUCAGCUUUUGGACACAGCCAGACGCCCCCGACACGCACUCGCACUACAGUCUGCUCACACACACCUUGGAGAACUCUCCGCCGGACUUCAGUGACUUGUUGGCCCACUGGGACCCCAACCCUGAGCUCACUGACACUCUGGCGCACGGCACUAAUAUGGAACAUUAAACGCACCAUCUAUACCAUGACUGUAUAGUACUAAAGUUUAAUAU